This is a messenger RNA of Gordionus sp. m RMFG-2023, 984 nucleotides long. RefSeq lists its product as uncharacterized. The transcript has 8 exons. NCBI's taxonomy places the organism in Eukaryota, Metazoa, Nematomorpha, Gordioida, Chordodea, Parachordodidae. The record is from RefSeq and is a predicted model, not a curated record. The coding region runs from base 137 to 790 and encodes 217 amino acids.
GUGGUCCAGGCUUUAGGACGGGUCGAGGCAGGCUUUGCAGAUCUCUUCCAGAUUACUGCUAGUUAUUCUAAAGAAAAUUUUGAUCAAGAGCGUCAACUUUAUAACAAAAUAAUGUAGUAGCUUCAUUCAUUUUCAAAUGCUACAGUACAAACGAUGCAACAUAUGCGGAUUGAAUUUUACAAAUUACAGCCAACAUUCCUACCAAAAAUAUCAUAAACGUAAAAUAAAUGAUGGAAUAAAAAGAUUCAAAUUAAAAAAAAUUAAAGCGAAUGAACAAUUAAUUAAUAUGUCAUUUAUACCAAAGUCUGACUUAAAUAAAAAAUUUUGGUGUAUAUUUUGUAGUAAAGAUUAUGAAUAUAAUUAUAUUGUAAAUAAUUAUCAAAUCCUGGCUUUAGGAUUUUUCGAUCACAUAUCAAAAAUAAGGCACAUGAAGUUUGUUAAAAAAAUAUUAUUAGAAAAUGGAGAAGACAUGAAGGAUAUAAAUUCUUAUAUAAAUGAUAGGAAAUUGUUCACAGAGUAUGAAAAUGUUAUAAAUUCUAUAAUAACAAAAGCCAAUGAUCCAAUACAAUUAUUAAAAUAUACUCAAAGUUGUGACAAUUCAAUUUACGUCAGAAAAUCUUCUCCAAUAUUAUCCAAAAAAUUCGAAAAGUCUAUAAAACCAUUUGAUACAAAAAUAAUUAUGAAUAAAGAAAUUCUUCCACAUUUUAAAAAAAAAAAGAAAAAAAUUAUCCCUGAAAAUAAUGAUUUUAUACUCAGGCCAUAUGUUUCAAAACGAUUAACAAAACUUUAGGCAUGCUAAUAAAUAACUUACAUUAAUUAAUCUUAUAAAUUAUAUAUCAAAUUAUAAAUUUAAAUUAUAUAUAUCAUUUUAUAUUGUAAAUGCAUUUCAAUCUUAAUAAAAAAAAUUUUUUAAAUAAUCUUCAUAAAUUUUGUACCUUUAAUUUAUUCCAGAUGCACCAAUACCAAGUAGGCUCAAUAUUCAUA